Molecule: messenger RNA, 849 nt
Organism: Prorocentrum cordatum
Lineage: Eukaryota; Dinophyceae; Prorocentrales; Prorocentraceae
Source: the annotation of a GenBank genome assembly
AUGAAGAAGGCCGAAGUCAUCAGGCGGAAGCAGGUGGCGCACGUGAUGCAGGAGGUUCAGCUGCUUCGCCAGGUGGACCACCCCUUUAUCGUUAAGCAUCUGUGCAGUUUUCAGGAUAAGGCGCACCUCUGCAUCGUGAUGGAGUAUUUGAACGGCGGCGAACUGUUUCGCCUCAUCCGGAAAUCUCACAGACUGUCGCCAGUCGUUGCAAGGUUCUUCUCCGGCGAGGUAGUUUUGGCACUGGGUCAUCUCCACAGCAUGGACAUAGUAUAUCGCGACUUGAAGCCAGAGAAUACCCUCAUUGAUUGCGAGGGGCAUUUAAAGAUAACCGAUUUGGGGUUUGCCAAAGUAGUCCCGACGCGCACGUGGACUGUCUGUGGUACCCCAGAGUACGUCGCGCCUGAGAUCAUCAGCACCAAGGGCCACAGCAAGCCUGUUGAUUGGUGGGCUCUAGGUAUACUCGUCUUCGAGAUGCUGGCCGGCCACUCGCCCUUCGUGGCCAAGAGCUCCCAGGAGAUCCACGCGAAGGUGCUCGGCCAAGACCCAGUCUUUCCCAAGCAUAUCAAGGAAGCCGCCGCGAGCUUCAUCGGCGAGUUGCUUGUCAAAGACAAGGCGCGGCGACUCGGCAGCGGAGCCGGCGGCGUCCAGGAUGUCAAGGACCACAGUUGGUUUGAGUCAGUGGAUUGGGACCUGAUGGCCAGAAAGAUGUACAGCCCCCCGAUCGCUCCACAGGUCAGGCCCGCGGACGACACUUCCCUGUUCGACGGCUACCCCGAAGAGCCCAUCGACAUCGGCGCCACCAGCAACCUCUCCCCCGAGGAUGAACAGCGGCAAUUCGAGGGCUUCUGA